Molecule: messenger RNA, 3605 nt
Organism: Drosophila innubila
Lineage: Eukaryota; Metazoa; Arthropoda; Insecta; Diptera; Drosophilidae
Product: probable sodium/potassium/calcium exchanger CG1090
Exons: 7
Coding region: 512-2470 (652 amino acids)
Biological process (GO): calcium ion transmembrane transport; intracellular calcium ion homeostasis
Cellular component (GO): membrane
Molecular function (GO): calcium channel activity; calcium, potassium:sodium antiporter activity
Source: RefSeq, a predicted model, not a curated record
CUCUGAAACGUCUCGCCAGGCGAACGCAAUAGCAAAGCUUUGCUUGCUCGUGCGCGUUUCGAAUCACAUACACGACUCACUCAUAAACACACACACAUAAACAUAUACACACACACACACACACACGCUGCGUGAUAGCCGAGCCACACGCACACGGCAAACGUGAAUGGUGCGCGAGCAAAAUAAAAUUCAAAUGAAAACUUUGUAUUACGAGUAUUAAAUAAUACAUAUAUUGGUAUUAACUAAUCGAACAGCUGUUAAAGUGAAAAAUGAAACACAAGUGAUGUGUUUGUUGGCACUCGAAUAGGGCCAAAACAAAGUCUUAGCCAAUAUCGUCGCAUGUUUUCCAAUGCAACGGUUUUCUUCUGUAUCUGUUUUCCGCAACACCCACAUAACAAGCUACUCGUACUAACGACUGUAGAAACUGAAUAAUUAAUCGAUUCAUUAAGGAAUUAAAGUUGAAACUCUGCUCAUCAUAACUGAACUGAAAAAGUCAGAAACUACUGCAAAAAUGAUCGUACGUCGACGUUCUCGCCGUGCGCGCAUGUGGAACAUGGGAUUCCUCUUCCUGAUCUAUUGCUGUGUGAGCUUCUACUCGGCCAAGGGCGAUGAGAAGGCUGAUAUUCCGCUGGACGUGGGCAGCCUGCCGGAAGCACCUGAUGCAGAUGUUCCCAGUGAAAGUGUAAACACCUCACCCAAUCCUUUUAUGACCAGCGAGCGGAGCGACGAAUUGCCAGUUACCACCACAAUGGCCACGCCCAUGUUGCAUGAAGCUGUGCCCACUUGGCGACCCAAACGAUACAACUGCACUCCUCCGGCUAUCGAGCAAUUUCCUGAGCCGCUGAUGAACAAAUGGGCGCGUCGACAUGGUGGACUCAUCCUCCAUAUUCUGGUGGCCAUCUACACCUUCUUCGGACUGGCUAUUGUUUGUGACGAGUACUUUGUGGCCAGUCUGGACAGACUCUGCGAGGAGCUAAAGCUAUCGCCCGAUGUGGCAGGUGCCACUUUCAUGGCCGCCGGCAGCUCAGCUCCAGAAUUGGCCACCGUUGUGAUUGGUGUCUUCUUCGCCAAGGACGACAUUGGCAUCAGUGGUGUCAUUGGCUCCGCAGUGUUCAACAUCAUGUUUGUCAUCUCGGUGUGUGCAUUGUGCUCCGGCACCGUAUGCCAGCUCAACUGGUGGCCUCUGGUCAGGGAUUGCUUCUUCUACUGCGUCUCCAUAUUGGUCAUGCUGAUAAUAAUCUUCAAUGAUGUCAUCUCUUGCUUCGAAUCUGUGGUAAUGUUACUAUGCUAUGUGGGCUACUGCGUUGCCUUGCAUUUCAAUACGGAACUGGAGCGAUGGGCAUUGGGAUUAAAUCUUCCAUUUAAGCUGCCCAGCAAGGAGGAGCAGUCGGCUUUGGUAACCUAUAAAAAUGUGCCGGAAAGCUCUUACACACAGGGAAGUGGAGGCACACAGCAGACAAAGGAAUCGGAGAUGAGCACGCAGAAAAAACCAGAAGCAGCACAGGGAGAAUAUCAGAGCUACAAUGAUCCCAAUGCCAGUUGGGAUCCCAAUGCUGCCUGGGGUGAGCAGAGUCAGAGUCAACCGCAGCCACUGCCAAUGGUUACCAGUGCUAGAAGCAGCCAACCGCCGGUCGAUGAUUGGGGUAUGAGUCAAUUUAAUCAGGGACAAGGCCAGGAGAAUAUGGGCUAUCAUGGCGAUCAGCCGGACUCGGUGAUAACAGGAGAAGUGGCUGCUGCCACGGCCACGGCCCCGGCUAAGACUCAAGUGGCGACAGCUCCGGUUGGCGUUGAAUAUUACAAGUCGACGGACAGACAGAAAGAGAAUCGGCCGGAUCCCUUGGCCCGACCUACGGAGGGCGGUCUGCCAGCACUGGUGGCCUGGUAUGUGGUUUAUCCGAUUCACUUCUUGUGCAAGAAGACAAUGCCGGAUUGCCGACUGGAUCAAUAUCGCAAUUGGUAUCCAUUCACGUUUCUGCUGUCGAUGAUUUGGAUCUCGUUUUAUUCGUACUUCAUGGUCUGGAUGAUAACCGUGAUUGGCUCCACACUGGCCAUACCCGACACUGUGAUGGGACUGACGUUCGUAGCUGCUGGCGUUUCUGUACCGGAUGCCCUAAGCUCAAUAGCCGUUAUCAAAGAGGGCUAUGGCGACAUGGCCGUCUCAAAUGCAAUUGGCUCGAAUGUCUUUGAUAUACUAGUGUGCUUAGGUCUUCCAUGGUUCAUACAAACGGCCAUCAUUGCUCCCGGCUCGCACGUUAAUGUCAUAUCCAAGGGUCUGGUAUACUCCACGCUCUCGCUCUUCUCCACCGUUGUCUUCUUGAUACUCUCGACCCAUCUCAACGGCUGGAAGUUGGACAAACGUUUGGGCAUUAUUCUCAUGCUUUGGUAUCUGUUCUUCAUAACUCUGGCGUCGCUCUACGAGUUGAACGUCUUUGGUUACAUGAACCCACCAGAGUGUGCCAGCGAAUACUAAAUUAAUGACAACCAAAUUGAAUAGACGCACUUAGAAUCGCAUCACCAGCACCAAAUACAAAUACGAAUACGAAUAUGAAUAUGAAUACCAUAUGAAUAAGUACAUAAAUACACGAAUACUCGUGUGUAUAUGCAGUAUAUAGCAGCAACAACUAUAGAAGUCUCAGCCACAACAACAACAUGAAUAAAUAUAUGUACAUUUAAUGUUAUUGUUAAUGGGGACAACAUUUAUUAGUCAACGCGCGUUUUACAUGGAUUUUUACAUGCACCAAUUGAAUGAAUAUACUAUAUAUACUAUAUAGAUGCAAAGAAACCCAUAUACAAGAACAUAUAUAUACAUAGCAUAUAUACCACUGUAGAUAGGGUGAAAUGUUUUAAAUUAAGUACAAGUAUAAACAAUACAGCAAAUCAAUGGAAUUUGUUGUCACGGUUUAAUGGAACAACACAAAUAGAAAAGGAACAACGCAAAGUUUAUACACACACCUACACUCACACACACACACCUACAUAUAUAAUGUUGAAAAUUUUUUGAAUUUAGGCAAUGAUUUAUACGUUACUUAUAACAUUAUACAUUAUAUAUAUUUAUGGAAUGUUGUUUGGUUUGUAAGUUUCUCCUUUUCAUACGAAAGUCUCCUUAAAUUAUCUCAAGAGGCAAACAACAUUUUUGAGAACUUACAAGUCAUACAAGGAAAUGGAUUAUUUUAGUCACCAGCUUACUUAGUCAAUGAAUGAGAUCAACGAAUUAUGUUUAAUUUGUUAUUACAUAUUUAUAUCAAAUACCCUGUACGAAAAGGAGUCAAAUCUGAAUGUCGCUCAGUCUGAUAGAUCAGUUAAAUACUUAGGUAAUAUAAUAUAACAAAAUAAAUACAUAGCUGCUGGUACAGGUUAUCUCCAGGUCGAUAAUUUUCGACUUGAUAAUUGAUUUUUAGUUCAACAACUUACACUUACAUUUACAUUAAGACCAGAAGCAUUCAACAAACAAGAUAGGACAAGUAAUAUUUAUGUAGAUAUUUUAAAUGCAAUUUACAAUAAGCAAUUACAAAUGAGUGUAUAUUUUGUACAAUUAAGUAUAUAAUUACACAAUAGCCACAUUGAUUAAACGAAAACGUCCUAAGUUUGGCCACAUACAACAACUA